Molecule: messenger RNA, 1620 nt
Organism: Penicillium vulpinum
Lineage: Eukaryota; Fungi; Ascomycota; Eurotiomycetes; Eurotiales; Aspergillaceae
Exons: 3
Coding region: 1-1620 (539 amino acids)
Biological process (GO): transmembrane transport
Molecular function (GO): transmembrane transporter activity
Source: RefSeq, a predicted model, not a curated record
AUGUCGACUUCAGGGAAAGACGAAAGCUCAUCGUCAGGGACUCAUCCUCGUAGCCACAUCCCCGACUGGAAAUGGAAGGGAACUCUUGCAGUCCUCAUUCUGACAACCCUAAUUAAUGGCUAUGAUGUGAGCAACGUGGCCAAUAUCCAGCCUUCCCUUUACAAGGCCUUCGGCAACAUUACGCUUCUACCAUGGAUCGGCCUGUCCUACAGCCUCGCCGUGUUUGCUGUCCUAUCCUUAUCCCGGAAGAUCUUGUAUUGCUUCGACAUGAAAUGGAUCUAUCUCGUUAACAUUGUGAUAUUUACGGCUGGUGCUGCGGUGGCUGGUGCUGCCCCAAAUCUCCCUGCGGUCAUUGUUGGACGGAUCAUUAUGGGUGUCGGUGGUGCCGUUGUUUACCAAAGCAACUUGACAUUUGUGGCUGUCUUCGCCACGCCCACAGAGACGCCUCGUCUAUUCGGCCUUCUGAGCGCAAUAUGGGCCGUGGGUCUUGUCAUUGGAGGUCCUAUUGGGUCUGCUCUCGCCUCGAACAGACACACCACCUGGCGGUGGGCUUUCUACAUGAACCUACCCUGGGUGGGUCUCAGUCUUGUGGGCGCCAUUAUCUGCCUUCCUCGAAAAUACCUAGGGCCAGACAUUCCCUUGGUCUCCCGAUUGAAGGCGAUUGAUCCCAUUGGCAUUGCGUUCAAUAUGGCGGCCCCAGUACUAUUCGCCCUCGCAUUGGAGUUCUCCGGUCCUGUGUGGGACUGGGGCUCUGGUGCAUCUAUCGCGAUCUGGGUUGUUUUCGGCGUGGUCCUGAUUGGAUGGAUCGUCCAACAAUACUGGUGCAUUGGCACGACUGCUGAAGAACGCGCCAUCCCCCUUCACUUGCUCAGCCGGGUUGAUCUACUUCCGCUUUGGAUCGCGUCCGGCUGUGCGGGCGCAUCAUACGCCGUCACACUCUACUACACGCCGCUUUUCUUCGCGUUUGCUCGCGGCCACAGCGCUAUGGAGCAAAGUGUGCGUCUUCUUCCUUUCGUUCUGGUUUUUAUUGCCGUGGUCUUCCUUGUCGGCGGGUUGCUCCCGGUCUUUGGCCGCUAUAACCUAAUCUAUAUCGCUGCGGGUCUUGCAACUGUCGCAGGAGCCGGCGCUAUGGCCGGCACACUGAGUCCCCGUGUGUCCGAAUCCCAAGUGUUAGGCCUGGAAGCUCUAAUUGGCGUUGGUCUUGGCUGUUCGUUCCAGCAUGGGGUGGGUGUUGCGAAUGUGAUAAAUAAGAACCAACGCGACCGCGUCGAUAGCGCGGUCAUGUUCAACAUGGCGCAGAUGGGCGGUAUCGCAAUUGCUCUAGCCGUUGCUGGCUCGAUUUUCCAAAAUGUGGGGUAUAACCUGUUGACGGCGGCCAUCGGCGAUAACGGGUACUCGGAAAGAGACCUGCGUGAGGCACUUGCUGGGGUAUCGUCAGCAGUGUGGCAGUCCGCCAAUCCUGAAGUUGUUUCUCGUGGGAUUGAUGCCGUAGCUACGGUGAUUGGGCGGGAGUUUUAUUUAGUGGUGGCCGGUGGCGCUAUCUGUCUUAUCUGCGGGCUGGCAAUGAGAUGGGAGCGAUUGGACUAUGGCAGGAACAAGAGCAAGGAUGUCGAGACAUAA